Molecule: messenger RNA, 1699 nt
Organism: Tilletiaria anomala UBC 951
Lineage: Eukaryota; Fungi; Basidiomycota; Exobasidiomycetes; Georgefischeriales; Tilletiariaceae
Product: RNA-binding domain-containing protein
Exons: 5
Coding region: 232-1239 (335 amino acids)
Cellular component (GO): cytoplasm; nucleus
Molecular function (GO): mRNA binding
Source: RefSeq, a predicted model, not a curated record
AAGCGCAAGCGGCAGUAGACUUGGAUUCGGACCUUGGGCGCGGAAUUGCCUUCUGAGAUGUGGAUUGGCGUGGAGAUUUUUUGCGAGAGCGUGGGGACGGAAAGCUGACGCGAAGGAUUACUGCUGGCCUUGGGUUUGACGCUGUGCUGCGUCGCGUGCUACAAUUAUUUGGUUGCGCACCGGUUAGCGGGAAAUGUUGUCUUUGCCGAAGUCAUCACGCUGCCGAACGGCAUGUCAAAGGGAUGCGGCAUUGUUGAGUAUUCCACGCAGGCGGAGGCAAGAAAGGCGAUCGAUACGCUAAACGAGACGCAACUUAACGGACGCACUGUCUUCAUUCGAGAGGACCGAGAAGACGAGGCGCGCUACGGCCAACCUGCAUCGCCCUUUGGCCGAGGCGGAAUGAUGAUGGGCAUGCCCAUGGGUGGACGUGGAGGCUUCAUGGGUGGUCGAGGGGGCAUGAUGGGUGGUAUGGGUGGUAUGGGUGGUAUGGGCGGUAUGGGCGGCGGCGCUGCGCUCUUCAUCAAUAAUCUCCCGUACGAAGCUGGCUGGCAAGAUCUCAAGGACCUGAUCAGACAAGCAGGCGGUACGCCCAUUCGUGCGGACGUCAACCAAGGGCCCGAUGGUCGCUCCAAGGGAAGUGGUACGGUCACAGUCGCCGACCCUGGCGAAGCACAAGUCUGCAUCCAGCAGCUCAACGGUUACAAUUGGAACGGCAGGAACCUUGAAGUCAGAUUGGACCGCUUCGCCCCUGGCGGAAUGGGCAUGGGAAUGGGCAUGGGAGGCAUGGGCAUGAUGGGUGGCUAUGGCGGCAACAGCUACGGUGGUGCUGGUGGCUUCCGCGGCGGCUUUGGGGGCCGUGGCGGCAUGCGUGGUGGGUUCUCCGGAAGUCGCAGUGGCCCGGGCAGCUUUGGCGGCGGUGGAGGCGGUGGCAGCAGCAGCAGCGCCGCACCACUGCCACCAUCGGAGCCAAGCACGCAGAUCUUCGUCAAGAACCUACCGUGGUCGACAUCAGACGAGGACCUCGUCGAGCUCUUCCAGACCAUCUCGCGCGUAGAGGAGGCGGAGAUUCUCUUCGAAGGCGGCCGAUCGAAGGGCCAGGGCGUCGUCCAAUUCAGCUCGGCCGAGGACGCAGAGACGGCGAUCACGAAGUUCAACCAUUAUGUCUACGGUGGUCGGGCAUUGGAGAUCGAGUUCAACAGGCACUUCAAGGUCUUCGGCGGUGCGCGAGGCGGUCAAUGAAUGCACAAAUAUCUCUCCAUGCCGCUUGCGAGUCUGGUUUGUUCAAUGCUGUGGGUCCACCAAAAUGUAAAACAAGCUCCGUCACAGUCAUCCUUUCACAUGCAAGUUGUCUAUCCACUGCAUGGCGGAUGUGCCUCUACUUGCGCUCAAUCUUUACAAUCAAAUCUUUACCCAAACGCUCAACCUCUGCGAGGAUCGCCGCUUGGUUGAUGCGAAUCGACUUGGCCUUUGCUUCCUUCUGCGCAUCAGCCUUCAUAACGGGCUCGCUGGAGAAGCCAAGCGCGACCUUGUGCGGCCGCUCGUUGCUCAGCGCCGGAUUCCAAAGCCCCGCAAUGGUCGUACCGCCGUGCGGGUCGUAGAAAACUUUGAAGCUAUCGCCGUAGAGGUGCUGGAAAGCGAUGUCAAAAGGAGUCAGCCUGACUUGUCGCUCAAAGAGUAGAUAUCAAACUCUCGACUGUAC